GGCGCGAGCGCGCAGCUCACUCACUGCUGGUGCUCGCGGCGGCAGGACGCACGCGAGGUGUGGGAGCGACACAGCGCGUGAGCUGUCGCGCCCGCCCGCCCCUCCGCUCUUCGCCCUAACGGCCGCCGCGCCCGCUCCCCGUGGCCGUCUCCUCCUCGCCCGCCCGCCUCGCGCUAUGAAAACCAAGUUCUGUAACGGCGAGAGCGACCCUUCCCCGCUCGGGCUCCUCCUGGGCUGCAGCUCCGGCGGAGGGGGCGUCGUCCUACCCGCCGCCGGGCAGCCCCCCUCGCCGCUGGCUCACGCCGACCCCGAGCGGAAAGACCUCGUCGCGGCGGGCAGGGGUGGGGGUGCCACGCCCCCGCCUUCCGCGCUGCUGCUGCCGCCGCCUGGAGAGGAGCCGCCGCUCGACCCCCGGACGCGGCGUAAGGCGUAUCUGUGGUGCAAGGAGUUCCUGCCGGGGGCCUGGCGGGGGCUGCGGGAGGAGCAGCUGCGCAUCAACCCCAUCAGAGGUGGCCUCAGCAACAUGCUGUUUCUGUGUUCGCUACCUGAUACUAUUGAGAUGGUUGCAGAUGAACCACGGAAAGUUCUCCUGCGCUUAUAUGGUGCAAUCCUGCAGAUGAGGUCCUGUAAUAAAGGAGAUUCUGUUGAGUCCCAGAAGGAAAAUGACUUGCAAGGGGCAGAAGCCAUGGUUCUGGAAAGUGUUAUGUUUGCCAUUCUUGCAGAGAGAGCUCUUGGUCCAAAGCUGUACGGAAUCUUUCCACAAGGGCGACUGGAGGAAUUCAUUCCUAGCAGGAAACUAAGUACUGAAGAACUAAGCUUACCUGACAUAUCUGCUGAAAUAGCUGAGAAGAUGGCUAGAUUUCAUGGCAUGAAAAUGCCAUUUAACAAAGAACCUAAAUGGCUUUUUGGAACAAUGGAAAAAUACCUAAAUCAAGUGCUGAGGAUUAAAUUUACCAGAGAAUCCAGAACAAGAAAACUGAACAAACUCCUCAGUUACAAUCUCCCCCAGGAAAUGAAAAAUCUAAGAGCUAUGCUUGAAGCUACUUCAUCACCAGUUGUAUUUUGCCAUAAUGACUGUCAAGAAGGUAAUAUCUUGCUUCUGGAAGGCAGAGAGAAUUCAGAAAACCAAAAGCUGAUGCUCAUCGACUUCGAAUACAGCAGCUAUAAUUACCGAGGAUUUGACAUAGGAAAUCACUUCUGUGAAUGGAUGUAUGAUUACACAUAUGAGAAGUACCCAUUCUUCAAAGCUAGUUUUCUUAAAUAUCCUUCAAAGAAGCAACAGCUUCAUUUUAUCUCCAGUUACCUGUCUGCAUUCCAUGAUGGCUUUGAAAAUCUGAGCAAUGAAGAGAAGUCCAAACUAGAAGAAGAAGUGCUGAUAGAAGUUAACAGGUUUGCCCUUGCAUCACACUUCUUCUGGGGUCUGUGGUCUAUUAUACAAGCAAAGAUCUCAUCCAUUGAGUUUGGUUAUCUGGAAUAUGCAUUAUCCAGAUUUGAUGCAUACUUUGAGCAGAAGAGGAAGCUGAAGGUGUGAAUGUGGGAGGAGUGGCCUGUUGGUUACUGUUUGAAGAGGGCAGCUGGACAGAACUUACACUGUGCUUAGGCUACUGUAUCUCUAACGAAGGUGUCACUGAAUUCCAGUCUCUUGGAAUGCAGCUGUACAGUACUGUAUAAAAUGACUUGUUUACAGUUUCGUAAAUACUUGGAAUGAGGUUGGGAGGCAAAAGUAAAAUACAACAGUGCAAUAUCUUUAAAUCUUUUUGAUCUAGAAGGUAUUUUAUAUUAUGGGAGAAGCUUACAAUUAAGUGUCAAUACCAUAUGCAUCAGAGCGAACAGUGUUACUGUGAGUACAUUUUCUAGGGGGGGUGUUGGCAUUCUGGUUUAUGUUGUAAGUUGGAACAGUUGUAAAAGAUCAUCCAUUGUAGACACUGCCUCUCAAUGAGAAGGAAAAGCAAAGGAGACAACUGUUAAACUGUGAAGUAGGCCUAAAAUCUUAACUGUGAGAUUAGGUUCAACAUGCCCCAUGAACACUAUCUUCAAAGCUGCUGAUAUGUUACACCACUUUAACCGUAAAGCAACUAAACACAUUGAAGCAGAGUGCUUUAAAGUGUUACCUACAUAUACAUGAAUGUUUCUCUUAAGCUGGUGUGCCUGUGAAGUAUGAAUGAACUUUGAACUGGACAUUCUGGAGGAGUUUGUCUUGAAUUGUUCAUUCCAUGUCCUUCAAGAACAUGCUUUAGCCCAACCUGAUUGUCUCUUAAAAUGCUAUGUCCUGCACAGGGGGUUCUGUGGGCUGGCAGCACUGGGAAGAGUGCCUUGAAUCGCUCUAGCAACUCCCCAGAUAACUGGAUUGCAAUUGACAAUGUUUGUAAUUGAAGCCCAUCUCUCUUCUUGUGUUGCCACAGUGUAUGGCUGUAAGAAAUAGUAGAGCCAAAGACUGUGGAGAACACUUCAGGAAAUUGCUAAUCUACCUAUCCAGUGCUUUUGUGGCUUGGGCGGUGCUUUUCUUGCACCUUCAAUUGUCAUCAUGUUCCAGCAAUCCAGUAAAGUGGAGCAUCUUGGGGGAACAAUAAUGUGUAUAUUGAAACUUGAGUAUAAUCUGUGUACAUGUCAUCUAAAGAUUUCUUUAGAUUUUUGGGAGCUUGUUUAUUUUGAAUGUUAUUUGUUUGUGCUUUUUAACACACUGUAUUAUAAAUAAUAAACUUCUAAGUCUACCCUUUUUUCACUUGUAUAGCAGAUACUGUUUCAAGCAGCUGAGAAAAUGUGCAGCAUUUCAUGUACUGUAUAGUAUAACUUGUAAAAGCUGUCAUUUUAUUCUCUAGUAUAGAGAAUAAUUUUCCAUACACUCAAUUAUUAAUACUUUAUAAUAAAUAUAAAGCACUUAAACCCA
This is a messenger RNA of Strigops habroptila (Kakapo), 2887 nucleotides long. It is a transcript of the gene CHKA, whose product is annotated as choline kinase alpha. The transcript is spliced from 12 exons. The coding region runs from base 176 to 1531 and encodes 451 amino acids. The record is from RefSeq and is a predicted model, not a curated record. Gene Ontology annotation, molecular function: ethanolamine kinase activity; choline kinase activity. Gene Ontology annotation, biological process: phosphatidylethanolamine biosynthetic process; CDP-choline pathway. Lineage: Eukaryota; Metazoa; Chordata; Aves; Psittaciformes; Psittacidae. Gene Ontology annotation, cellular component: cytoplasm.